AUGAGUGUAUCGAAGAUGGAGCGGGCGGGUCGAAGGUCGAAGGCGGGCUCCCUAAGUGGUCUGUCUGGCGGAUUCCCGAACGGCGUACCGAAUUCGGGCAAUGUUCGUAGGCAGCGCUCGCUUGAAUGGAGCGGCGACCGCUACAGCAGCAGCGACGACGACCGCCCGCAAAAGCCUCAGCAGCUCGAUGAUCGUGUGUUCGCUUCCCUUCUCGCCCAAGCUACACAACAAUUUGACAAUGAACAACGGAGAAUUUACGGUUCGGAAGACGGUGAAGCGCCCCCACGCUUCAUCAGCAGUCCACAAAGACAGGCGUCACCAUUUCCAAUUGAGAGCACCAACCGCCGCUUUUACAGAAGAAACAGAAAUUCUAAAGAUGAAGAAAUAUUUAACGAGUCGGGAGGGACGUUGUCUCGCCGCACCCGGCGGCAAGAUGAAGGGAAUCGGGCUAGACAUGGAAACCUCAACGGUCCUACAAGUGCUGGUCAAAGCGAACGGGAUUGCGAUUCUCCACCGGAGCCAGCUCCCCCCGAAGUACCACCACGGGGUCCCUCGCUGCAUGUCACUUUACGACAUAGAGCUGCAGCAGACCAGCCCCCUGAUUCUGACAGACUAUUUCUAUCUGAAGAGGCAGUACAAGUCCGCCACGCCAAGUUUCUGCUCACUGACAAAUUAGCCACUUGA
Leptosia nina is the source of this 684-nucleotide messenger RNA. The record is from the annotation of a GenBank genome assembly. NCBI's taxonomy places the organism in Eukaryota, Metazoa, Arthropoda, Insecta, Lepidoptera, Pieridae.